This is a messenger RNA of Chara braunii, 2959 nucleotides long. The record is from the annotation of a GenBank genome assembly. NCBI's taxonomy places the organism in Eukaryota, Viridiplantae, Streptophyta, Charophyceae, Charales, Characeae.
ACGACGACGACGACGACGACGAAGACGAAGAAGAAGAAGAAGAAGAAGAAGAAGAAGAAGCAGGUCGGCUAUGGCGGCCGCUCAUCGUCUUAUAUGGACCUCCGGGCAAAUGGUUGAGGUGUCAGGAGGAGCAAUAGCAUGUAGCUUGAGUGCAUUGUGUGCGAGAGGCGGAGUCUCCUCUCUUUCUAUGACCAGGGCAAACCACGUGGAAUGUGACCUGGAACGAAUCCACGUGGAAGCACCACCUGCGCACACGUCACCCGAUAUUGUUUCCCCGGCAUCGAGUCAUCUGCGAGACAGUCACGCGGGCAGAAGCACGCCACGUGGACAUCUGCUUCUCUCUCAUCUCGCCGCCGCCACCGACAAUCCAUCCCAGUUAGGAGGGCAAGCUCAGCUGACGUGUAGUCGCGUCCACCACGCGGCUGCCACGUCAGCUCCUCCUCCUCCUCCUCCUUCUCUCACUCCUACUCGAACCACUACUCUCCCAUCGACUUCGCCCUCUCUUCCUCCUGCUCGCCGCGUAAAUCCUAUGUCUUUUUCGGCGUUUCCGAUGGCAAUUACGUCUUCGCGUGAUGUCACGUGUCAAGGAUAUGGCGGUGACCCGAUGAACAGGAGCCGUGCCACGUGGCGUGCUUGGGCGGCGGCGGCGCGUGGUCCCAUGUCAUCUCCCCGACGCGAUCUCCGGUCUUUGACGCUGUCGCCGGCCGAUCGACGACGACUGUCCACGAGUCGCCACGUGGAGGAGGAGCAGAGGGUCGAUCAGGCGAUGGCGGCGGCCAGAGAGGAGAUCGACGACAUCAAUCAGAAGUUCGCGGAGGCAAGAGAGGAAAUCGAGCUCGCUCUGGAGUCUAAGGACACCAUCUACUUCAACGAGGAAGCCGAAUCAGCAAGAAAGGCAUGUAAUGAAGCCAUUAGUGCCUACCAAGGGCUGCUUUCCAGGUUGGGAGAAAACGCUAGAGGGGCACUGCAGAGAUCCAUGGGCCUUAAGAUGGAGCAGCUGAAGGCAGAACUAGAGCAGCUCAAAGAGUCCGAUCAUUGAUCCUCCAGAGUUCAUACCUUUCUUUUUUUAUCAUUUUUUUUUCUAUUUUUUUCCCCUCGCAAAUCUCCGGUGGUAAUGCUAGGUAGGUAGGGGUGCUGUACGUUUUUUUUUUGCAUCGUUGAGCCCAUUGGUUAGGUGUCCACCGCGUAGCGAACGGAAAGUAGCGUGCUCGAUUCCUGGCUCGGCAGUGUGGAUCUGUGCUCCACCUUACUGGACUGAUGAUCCAUCAGAGAGACACUUUUUCUUUUUUGUGUUUGAUCGUUGUGAUCCUUUCAAGGAGAGAGAGACUGUUUUUAGAAUCAUUGAGCCAUCGGGAAAUGUAAAUUUCGGUCAUUGACCUGUCGAAAAUGUGAAGAUUUGAUGGCUUCCGAAUUCCAAAUUCAUUGGUCAAUCAACAGAGUUUUCUUCCAUGAUUCCAUCCAUCCACGGAUUGAUAGGAGAGUACGUAUGCCCGAUUAAUGGGAAGCAUUGUCAAUUCACUGUGGCGGCUUUGGAUUGAUUAAUCAUGACAGAUAGUAUAACGGUAAUACUGUAAUGUAAUCUGAAACGGAAGAGGAUAACGGAAGACCGAAGGGCGAUGAUUUGACGGUGACAGGGAGAGGGGGGGAGGAUUGUGAGAUUAGGUAAUGCGGCUUCAGCCCUCCGCUGUCGAAUUGUAUCUGAACACCUUCACAUCCCGGUACAAGGAGGUCAGAAAUCUGGCGUUGUGGCAUUCCACGUGGACUCUGGCAGGUGUGGUGGCAAUUCUUUUGCAAAUUGCCAAGGCUGCGGCUGCAUCUCUCUCCCGUCUCGUCGUCCACUACCCGUCCUUCAUAUUCUCCUCUGCCCACCUUCUGAACGUACAAGCGUGUCCCCAUUCCGAAUGAAAAUGGAGGUCGUCAUUUGAAAUCAGAUCUCCUUUUCACGGAGCUGAGAGUUUCCACAGAGAGAGAGAGAGAGAGAGAGAGAGAGAGAGAGAGAGAGAGAGAGAGAGAGAGAGAGAGAGAGAGAUCAGAGGAGACUGCAGUGAACAGUGUGUGAGCGCAUGCCUCUGCGCGCGCGCGCGCCACAGAGACAGAGACACACACACACCUGUCUCNAGAGAGAGAGAGAGAGAGAGAGAGAGAGAGAGAGAGAGAGAGAGAGAGAGAGAGAGUGGUUGGUAGGUUAUGGGUCGGUAAUGUGGUAGUAAGGAUAACGGGAAGAUAGGUUAGGUAUUUGCAAAUCGAUCGAUGCAUAGAGUCAAAAAUUGCGCUACGAUACAUUUACAAGGAAGAAGGGAAGGUAGUCGAGCUGGAUUGAGCGCAGACAGCCUUCCUCUUUUUCUGUUUCUGUUUUUGUAGUUCUGGGAAAAUCUGGCGUGUCCCUCUCGUUCCAGAUUGGAGUGCGGGGGAAAGGACACGGCGACAUGACGCUGUACUUUUUUUUGUUUUUUGUUUUUUUUUUGUUUCUGGUUGGUUCUUUCUGAAUAACAGAAGUUAAUCUAGGUGUCCAUGAUGUCGUUGGAUAAUCUGCUUCGAGCGACGAUCGUAUGAUGAUCUGUCCAGGGAAUGAUUGAUGACGUGGCUGCGUUUGAUUAGUUGUGGAUGACGUGUCUGUGUUUGAAUAGUCAAUGACGCGGCUGCGUUUGAUUAGUCGAAGACCUACCUGUGUUUAACUAGUCGAUGACGUGGCUGUGUUUGAUUGGUCGAUGACGUGCCUGUGUUUGAUUAGUCGAUGACGUGGCUGUAUUUAAUUAGUCGAUGACGUGGCUGUGUGUCUGAUUGGUCGAUGACGUGGCUGUGUUUGAUUGGUCAAGUAAUUGAUUAAUGUAAUAGGUGAUUGAUGUUGAUGGGUGAGUUGAUUAGCUCUGAUUGAGUGGAUGGUUGGUUGGGGAUGUGAUGAAGUGGAAGAACGGUAUCCUGGUUUUCGUUAUUUAUGGAGAGCAUGCGUAAGCUUGUC